This is a messenger RNA of Microstroma glucosiphilum, 1491 nucleotides long. RefSeq names its product nagb/rpia/CoA transferase-like protein. The record is from RefSeq and is a predicted model, not a curated record. Lineage: Eukaryota; Fungi; Basidiomycota; Exobasidiomycetes; Microstromatales; Microstromataceae. Bases 33 to 1418 code for a protein of 461 amino acids. The transcript has 3 exons.
UGUCAGCUCCUGCCUCGACUGAUACGGCUGGAAUGUCAGCGAAAGAAGCCAAGGCCGCCGCAAAGGCUGCCAAAGCCAAUCGAAGAGCAGCGGCAAAGGGCCUGACACCAGGGGAGAUGAAGCAGCUUGAUCCUACUUCCGCCUCGUCAAGUACAGAUACAGCCGGACCUUCCUCGCGGCCAGUGGCAGCUGGAGCAGAAGGCAAAAAGCCUGCUGCUGUGAAGGCCCCAGGCGGCUCUGGUGGUAGUGGUUUCGGUGCAGGCAAAGGCGCUGGGGGCGCCAAGCCGGCCAAUACCACCACAGCAGCUUCUCUAGCAUCGUCCACGCCUUUCCUCCUCAAUCCUCCCCCUGUCAAGCUCCCACACGCCUCGCCUUCGACAGCGGCCGACCUCAUCAGCACAGUCCAUCCUCCUCCAUCGUCGAAGCAGUCCAAGUCACAGCUCCUCGUCUCCUCCGUCUCGCGAGGUCUGCAUCCCUCUGUCAUCCUCCUCAUGCAGCAUCUCGCCUCCCAUACCCUGCUGGGCUCGUCAGCUCGAGCCAUCGCCACUUUAGCGGCCCUCCGAGACUUCAUCGUCGACUAUCAUACACCUGCGGGAGCUGUGCUGAAUAGAGACAUGGUCACCAAGCUCGGACACCAAAUCUCCGGUAUCACUAGCGCCAGACCCCUGGGAACGAGCGCAGGGAAUGCAGUCAGAUACCUCAAGUACGAGAUCAGCGUUGUACCCGCCGAGAUGGGGGAGAGGGAGGCCAAGAGUCAUCUCGUAUCGCGAAUCGAUCACUUCAUCAGAGAUCGAAUCGUCUUUGCCUCGAGGGUCAUCUCUUCCCACGUGGGAGGGAAGAUCAAGGAUAGCGGAGAUGUGAUCUUGACUUUUGCGAGGAGCUCGGUCGCUGAGCAGGCUAUUGUCGACGCAUGGAAGAAGGGGAAGCGAUUCGAGGUCAUUUGUGUUGGCGGAGAGACAUUCGAGGAAGGCAAGCGUCUCCUCCAAUCUCUCCUUCACCACGGUAUCCCCACAUCCUAUGCCCCCCUCACCUCUCUCUCCUCCAUCCUCUCGCGCGUCACUCUCGUACUCCUAGGGACCGCCUCGCUUCUCGCUAACGGCGCCCUCUACUCGCGCGCCGGCACAGCAACAGUCGCGAUGAUGGCCCACCACCGGAAGAUUCCCGUCAUUGUCUGUUGCGAGACGUACAAAUUCAGCGAGAGAGUGAGGCUAGAGGGAGUGGGCGGAAACGAAAGGGCGGACCCAACGCCUCUCCUUCCCGAGGGAGAGUGUCCCUCGAAUCUCUCCGCCCUAAAUCUCCUCUACGAUCUCACACCGCCCAAAUACAUCACCGCCAUUGCCUCUGAGGCAGGGCUGAGCGGGCCGGAGAGUGUGGCGAUCUUGUUGAGGGACUACAAGAGUAUCCUCUUUGGUAGUUAGAGAGAGAAGGGGGCUUGAAAACGACUCGCGUUGUCGCGUUGCCGAUCCUACCCAAUGUUAUAUCGUAUGAUAC